AUGUUGCGCGCAAAUACUCUGGAGUCGCCGCAAACCAGUCCGAUUUCAGAGUGCCCCCAUGCCAUGACCCCCCUCAAGGCGACUGAUCUCCAUCUGGCACUUCAGUCCCCUUCCAGUCUUCUCGAUUCUCCUCCUGCUUCAGUUGCCAAUGACUCCAAUGAAAGAUCCAAUCUACGUUCAAAAGUAAGUUUGUUUACUAAUAACACACAUUUUGAUUAGUAGCCAAAACUGAUCGGUUUUUUACACUCUGUCAGUCGUACCCCGUCGUAUCAGCCGUUUGAUUAUUCCAUUUUAUAAUUUUUCUUUGCCUUUUACAAAAAUCAAAGAUCUAAACCAGAAUUUUCAGCAUGCGAAUUCAGAAUCUCCAUCAGAGCUAUUUCUUGGCACCUUGACAGUUUCUCUGCCCUCUGGCGAAAUCCUUCAAGUGACUUCAGAAUCGUCGAAAUUAUCAGAGUUUGUUGAUGUUGGAGGUAAUCUUCUGGGUAGCCUGCACGGAAAAGGCGGCCGCAUUUUAAUGAUGCAGGCCUUUUGUGGAGGAUCCAAUCCAAGGAUGUACGCCAGACUAAAAAAGUGAGCAAAAUAUAGUUUUUUUUUGAGAUCAAUGAUGAUUUUAAAGUAAUUGUAUUUAAUUGCAAUUUCAGUAAUUCCCGGACUCUUUCCUGCUCCCUGAUCUGUGAUUUUAAGAAGGAUGAGCAGAAUCCUGACAUCAGAAUCUGUUCCGUGAAUGUCUACGCUGUUGAAUUUGUCCGGACGCCUCAGGCCGGCGUCAAAUGCGAGUUCAUUACGAGACACAACUCCAAUUGCAAUCUGAUUUACUUUGAUUCAGCGUAAGUUUAUUUAUUUUUCAAAUGUUGCGUAAGAUUGCGAGAUCACCCACUGACCUCAAAAAGAGUGGGUCAGCUACGGUUAUGACAUUUUCUUUUUCCCGCCACUUAAUUUGGGUCAUAAGCUGCUCUUUCUUUCUCCGAUCAGCCGGCUUUCCGUGCCAGUACCGGCUUUGUUUUUGCAACUCGCACUGGUCACUAGCACUCUUCCAGGACCAUAAAAACGAGCGGGGGAUAGUAGUGCAAGGCGCGCGUUGGGAAUGACCACUCGGGGCAAAGAGAGAAAGAGCUGUUCCGCACGCUUCGUGUCUUCCACUGCCAGUUUGUACCGCACUGCACUCUCUCAUUGGAGAGCAAAGGAACAGACGGGGGUCACUCCCUUUCGGAGACAUUCGGGGACCCACACCCGAUCACCGUAGUAGUUAAGUAUGCAAAUGAGGUCGCGACACCUUCCCUCCCUCCCUUGUUGCAUUAGUUUUAUAAUUUAUGACAUUAAUGUUAUGUUUUCAUACAAAGUCGUAAAUGACACGUGCUAAAUUAGUCUUGUGUCACUUUAAUUUAGCCCUUAUAUUAAACGAAUGAUAUAUAAUGCAGUCUUCCCGUUUCAGAUCAGUCCCUUUCCUUGGCCACUUCCCUUCCGAAAAGACAGGAAGUUCCUUGUUUUCUAUUGUCCAUCCAGAUGAUGUAGCCAUCCUCGAAAGAGUCCACCAAGAUCUCAAAGCGGGAAUUGCAUUGGCUCGUUGUGCCGGCCUUAGAUUAAUCACUUUCGAUGGCCGAAUUUGUGUGGUCGAUUCGGAAUGGGCCGCUUUCACAAAUCCCUGGACUGGAUUGGUCGAAAUGGUGGUUGCCAAGCAUACUGUAGUUGGAUUAGAAGAUGAUACCACCCCCAAAGUAAUGGCACUGGAUGAUACUAAACGUUGUGACAUGAUGAUACGUAGAAUUCUAGAAAAUGUAAGACAAUUUUUUAUUAUCUGUGAGUUAAAAGUCAUUAUUUGUGACAUUAAAGAGUAGAAUGCAUGCCUAUGGUUUUCUAUUUUAGACCGAUGAUUUUGUCACCAAGCCGGAUGUUGUACAGAAUACUGGAGUUCAUACCCCUCCUUUAACGAAGAACAGUGGCUCAUCUCCAGGCUCGCCCGACCUUAUGUUAUCUUAUACUCAGAUGAGCUGUUUGGAUAAUGUUCGUCGACUUCUCAGCUCUCAAAAGACCUCAGAUCACUUGGUUGUUCAAAAUUCAACCUUCCACACCUCAAAGGCUAAUGGAAACUCAGCACCUCUGACCAAAGAACUUCUGAAUCUGCACGAUCGUCGCUGGGAAGCCGUCUGUAAAGGGACCUGGCAUCGGAGACUUCAAAAGAAACGGCCGAUGAGUUCGGCCGACGGUUUGGACGCCCAGAAGAAACCGAAAGUUGAACCCAAUCCAAGUCCAUUGUUGGCCAACGCCUUAGGCCAUACCAAGCCAUAUCCUCAACCUCAACUGGUCAACUACCUCAACGCUCUUUUUGCGAAUCCCCAGACUCAAACGAUGGUCCAGUCUCUGCUGGGUCAUGCCACCUCCACCCAAAGUGUGCCACCCUGCUGA
This is a messenger RNA of Bursaphelenchus xylophilus (pine wood nematode), 2403 nucleotides long. The record is from the annotation of a GenBank genome assembly. NCBI's taxonomy places the organism in Eukaryota, Metazoa, Nematoda, Chromadorea, Rhabditida, Aphelenchoididae.